Messenger RNA from Ostertagia ostertagi, 933 nucleotides. The record is from the annotation of a GenBank genome assembly. NCBI's taxonomy places the organism in Eukaryota, Metazoa, Nematoda, Chromadorea, Rhabditida, Trichostrongylidae.
AUGACUUUCUCCCCUCUAUGCUGGGUGCCUGCACAAUUCACCGGAGCCUGGGAGAAAUAUGCGGAGACCUACUGCUUCAUUAAAGGAUCGUACUUCUUGCCGGAUGACGAACAUCCUAAUGAGGAUUUCAUCGAGAGAGAUAACGCUGUAUGUAUCAAUGUAAAGGAUGUGCUCGAAAACACUGCCAAGGUGAAGAAAAACGUCACCAUAAAAGAACGCGAAAAUCAGCUCCAACAUAUUUUAUGUGGUAAUUUUUCAGAGGCUGGUAUGAUGUCGAAAAUGCGAAAAUCAGGCUCCUAUCUGUCGGGCGUCUAUGUCUUCACAAAAUUUCUCUACGUUUUCAAUAUUAUGGUGCAGUUCUGUAUUUUCUCCGCAUUUCUUGGAACGAACAACACCUUCUGGGGUUGGGAGAUUUUCUCAGAUAUAUGGAGCGGUCGAGAGUGGAACGUUACUGGCCACUUUCCUAGAGUCACCAUGUGCGACUUCACGGUACGAGUUCUCGGCGCUCUCCAUCGAUGGACCGUGCAAUGUGUUUUGAUGAUCAAUAUGUUUACCGAGAAGAUUUACGUCUUCCUUUGGUUUUGGUUCAUUCUGGUUGGCAUUCUAUCUGUGAUUUCGCUCAUAUACUGGGUGGUAGCUCUGGUUGGUACCAACUUUCAGCGUGGAUUUGUAAUGAAAUACCUAAGGUGCAUGGGCGAGAUCAGCGAAGAGCCAACUCGUGUGGAAGAUGAGAAAGUGAACGGAUUUGUUCGCAACUACCUGACAUCCGACGGCGUUUUCCUGUUGCGACUUAUACAGACAAAUGGUGGCGAUAUUCUUGCCGGUGAGAUCAUCGCCUCUAUGUUCCGCCAGUACAACGAACGCCGAAAGGCGCCGAUGUCCGAGGAUUCGUUCGGUGACUCGCCGGACACGACAGCGACGCUUCCGCGAUAG